UUUAAGUUUGUCAGCCUUUUGCCGCCUUCAGCACUUCUUCUGCCUCUCACUGUUGGAAGUUGGCGGCCUUGUCUUUUCCUUUUUCCUUUUCCUCACCAUAUUCGAAGUCGCUGUAUUUCAAAAAGCGCAUCACAAAACAAUCGCCACUCUAGAGUUUCUUUGGUUCUCAACAGGGUUUGGUACAAGGAAACUUGGCAUCAAUCUUUACCAUGGCCGAGACACCGGCAGCAGCUCCAUCACAAGGAGGCUCUCACCAAGGAAGAGGGGGCCGCCGAGGCCAUUUCAGAGGAGGCCGUUUCAGAGCUGGUCGUCGACAUGGCCCACAGCGAUCGGAGACUCCGGGCGAGGGGAGCGCAACAGCACACACAGAGCCCGCCACAAACGCUUCCGAGCCAGUGGCUACCAACCGCGAUGAGGCUGCGGACGUGACAUCCCAACGCAGUAACCAUUCCGGGAGGGGCCGAGGUGGGAGGGGGAGGGAGGGCGGUGUGAGACGUAGUAGAGGUACCACCGCCGGUCAACGCUCCAUCGUGGUAUCGCAUCGGGGUGGACGAGGACCUCCUCCGGUUCCGGGGGCAGGAGCCGGCGGCGGGUCUACUCCCGGGCUCAAUGUUACCGCCGCCGAGUUCGUCCCGGGUCAACCCGUACCGUCUUUGAUUCCUCAGCCAAAACCCCAGCUUUCUUCAACUAUCAUGGCGAAAUCCACUGCUGCGGACCUGCCCACUCGUAUCCAUGAGGAUAUCGACCGUCGCCAGUACGAAUGCGUCAUCUGCACAAACGAUGUGCUGCGGAACUCCAAGGUGUGGUCCUGCUCCAUUUGCUGGACCGUAACCCAUCUUCACUGUGUGAAGAAGUGGUACACCAACCAGAUGAAGGAGCGGGAGGAGCAUCAGGGCCCGGACCGGCCUGAGGGUUGGCGGUGUCCCGGUUGCAACUCUACCUUGAUCGAACAGCCAGGGCCCUAUCGCUGUUGGUGUGGCAAAGACGUCGAUCCCAAGCCCAUUGCCGGGCUUCCUCCCCAUACCUGCGGACAAACUUGCUCGAAACCAAGGCCAACUUGUCCGCAUCAAUGCCCGUUGAUGUGCCACGCGGGGCCUUGCCCGCCGUGCACGCUGAUGGGCCCGACACAGUCUUGCUUCUGCGGAAAGCAUACCUCGACCAAACGAUGCAGCGAGACCGACUAUGGAAAGGGCUGGAGCUGCCAGGAGCCUUGCGGCGACCUUCUUCCCUGCGGAGAGCACCACUGCACCCAAACCUGCCAUUCCGGGUUAUGCGGCUCCUGCGAGGUGUUGAUGCCGUCGACCUGUUAUUGCGGAAAGGAGCGGCGAGAAAUCCCUUGCAGCCAACGUGACGGCGUCAUGGAGUCCUUUAACCAUGGGCAACUGAAACCAGCAUCUGAUAGCGCAGAACCCGGGUCAAGUCAGUGGUUCGACGGUUCCUUCCGCUGCAGCAAUAUCUGUGGCCGGGCAUUUGACUGCGGACACCAUAUCUGCCAGAAACCAUGCCACCCCCAAGAUGAACCGGCCGCCCACUGUCCCCUGUCGCCGGACGUUGUCACUCACUGCCCAUGCGGCAAAACUCGGCUCGAUUCCAUGCCGGUAGAACCAAGACGGGCUUGUCAGGAUCCCGUCCCGCACUGCGACAAAGCAUGCAAUAAGAUGCUGGCUUGUGGGCAUCUGUGCCCGGAUAAGUGUCAUACCGGCUCCUGCGCGCCUUGCACCCAGUACGCCGACAUCACGUGUCGGUGCGGGAGGACAACGGCCAAGUCUGUAUGUCACCAGGGCAACGUUGAGCACCCGCACUGUUUCCGCGUCUGCCGAGCUCAGCUCAACUGCGGACGACACGAGUGCGGAGACCGCUGCUGCAGUGGCGAGAAGAAGGCGGCCGAGCGGAGAAAGCAGAAGCGGAGCGCCAACGACAACAUCGAACCAGAGCAUAUCUGCUUGCAAGUUUGCGGCCGUCAGCUCAAGUGCGGCAAGCAUACUUGCCAACAACUAUGCCACAAAGGGCCCUGUAUGUCGUGUCCAGAAGCCAUCUUCGACGAGAUUAGUUGCGCUUGUGGACGAACCGUCCUACAGCCCCCGCAACCGUGCGGGACGCGGCAGCCGGAGUGCCGGUUGCGAUGCACGAGAGCUCGUCCAUGUGGCCAUCCGUCUGUCGAGCACCAAUGCCACCCCAACGAGACGCCCUGUCCAAAGUGCCCCUUCCUAGUGGAAAAGCCUUGCGUCUGUGGGAAGAAAUCGCUGAAAAACCAGCCCUGCUGGUUCGAGGAGGGCAGGUGUGGUCUGCCGUGCGGGAAAAAGCUCAAGUGCGGGGCGCACGAGUGCAGGAAGACAUGCCACAAGGAUGGGGAGUGCGAAGAUGUCGACAUCUCCGGUUCGCAUUGCUCUCAGCCCUGUGGCAAAGUUCGGAAAUCGUGCGAGCAUACGUGUGCCGACCAGUGCCACGCGCCGUAUGCCUGCAAGGAGGACAAACCAUGUCAGUCCAAGACAUUCAUUACUUGCCCCUGCCAGCACCGGAAACAAGAAGUCCGAUGCCAGGCGACGAAGCUCAACCCGUCACCUAACGCAGAGUCAUUUCUCAAAUGCGACGAUGAAUGUCUCCGUCUCCAGCGGAACCAAAAGCUCGCCGAGGCACUCAACAUUGACCCCAACACGCACGCCGACGAUCAUGUCCCGUAUUCCGACCUCACCCUCAAGCGGUUUCGGGAGAAUAUCAAAUGGGCUCAAGAACAGGAGCGCGAGUUCCGCGUCUUCGCCUCGGCACCGGAGAAGCGCCUCCGUUUCAAGCCCAUGCAAGCCCAUCAGCGCGCUUUUCUCCACGCCCUGGCCGAGGACUUCGGUCUUGACUCGGAAAGCCAGGACCCGGAGCCGCACCGCCACGUGUGUGUCUUCAAGACGCCGCGAUUCGUCUCAGCGCCGCAAAAGACGCUGGCACAAUGCCUCCGCAUCGCCCAGGCGGCUGCCAGCCUGGGUACCGGCACCUCGUCGAUCAAACCGAGAGCGGCCGCCCCCACUCAGCAAUUACAGCAGCAGCCCUUCAACGCGCUCCUCCUCAAGGACCCGCGGUUCGGCCUGACAAUCGACGAACUGGACGCCGCGCUGGCGCCAGACCUCGCCACGGUCUCCCGCUCCAGUCCCGCGCUGACCUUCGCCACCAGCUUCUUCCCUUCUUCGGACGAGGUUCUGAUCAAGGCCACGCUGAGCCUCACGGCCGCCGCCAUCGCCACCUCGCUCGCGCCGACCCCGCAGGCGGUCGAGUCGGCUCUAUUGAGCCUCAAGGCUACCGUCGCGAGGACAGUGUCCCGGCUGGGCCUCGCCGGCGCCGUGUCGCUCUGUCAUGUCGAUGCGUCCUCGCAGGCCAUUACCCGUCGAGAGGGUGACGCGACCGCUGGCAGCAACGGGGGUUGGAGCGCGGUUGCGAGCCGGGGGCCGUGGCGGAGGACGGUGAAUAAUAAGGCGCCGGUGGCUGCUGCUGCGAGCGAGCAGCGGGUUCCGAGCGCGUUUGUGGCGCUGAGGCGGUUGGAGGCGAAGAAGAAGAGGGCUGCGGAGGAGGAGGAGCAGGUGGAGGAGGACUGGCUGGCUGCUGUUGAGAAGGAAGAGCGGGAGCGGAGUGGGAGUGAGGAGGGGGAAGGUGGGAGUCGGAGUGGGAGCGAAGAAGGGGUGGCUCAGGGUGUUGAGGGAAUUGUGCGUGAGAAACGAGACGGGAGUCCUGAGGUCAAGCAGGAGGAUAUGCAGGUUGACACUGUGUCCGUUGCGCCUGAGGUUGCGGUGGAUGUUUAGUCUCGUACGUCAAGAAGACUUGUUGAAACUCGAUCUCUAGGCUAUGCCCAUCGUCCUUGAGAACCAAGCAGAACUAGUCCAUGAUCAUAAAGUCAUAUGGCAGAUU
This is a messenger RNA of Parathielavia appendiculata, 3888 nucleotides long. RefSeq lists its product as uncharacterized. The coding region runs from base 210 to 3782 and encodes 1190 amino acids. Gene Ontology annotation, biological process: negative regulation of transcription by RNA polymerase II. Gene Ontology annotation, molecular function: DNA-binding transcription factor activity, RNA polymerase II-specific; zinc ion binding; RNA polymerase II transcription regulatory region sequence-specific DNA binding. The record is from RefSeq and is a predicted model, not a curated record. Gene Ontology annotation, cellular component: nucleus. The transcript has a single exon. Lineage: Eukaryota; Fungi; Ascomycota; Sordariomycetes; Sordariales; Chaetomiaceae.